Messenger RNA from Helianthus annuus (common sunflower), 2795 nucleotides. Its product is annotated as zinc finger MYM-type protein 1-like. The record is from RefSeq and is a predicted model, not a curated record. The coding region runs from base 1 to 1899 and encodes 632 amino acids. The transcript is spliced from 2 exons. NCBI's taxonomy places the organism in Eukaryota, Viridiplantae, Streptophyta, Magnoliopsida, Asterales, Asteraceae.
AUGGGGAAGAAUAAAUGCAUAACCUCUUUUUUCAAAAGAAAGAAUGAAAGUGAAGAACAAGUAGAGGGAAAUCAGGGAAUUGUUGAUGGAAACAAUGAGAACAAACGUCAAAAAGCUUCAACAAGUGAACCGGUUAGUGAAGUGAAUAAUGAGGCGAAUCAAAACAUUCCACCGGUUAAUGAAGCGAAUCAAAACAUUCCACAGGUUAAUGAAGCGAAUAAUGAGGCGAAUCAAAACAUUCCUCAAAAUCCGACUAACAUCAAUGAAGUGGAUGUUAGUACUCUAGAAAGAGAUCCCGCUAAGCGACUCCCAAUGUGGAAAUAUCCAGUUAAUAUACGGGAACAAGUAAGACUAGCUUAUAUAUCAUUAGGACCGUAUCAAAUAAAGCUAGAUGAGUAUAAGCCUAGGGGUCCGAAGAACAAUCUUCGUAGAUUUAAAUAUGCUUGGUUUGAUAUGUUCCCUAAUUGGUUAGAGUAUUCUCCAACGCAACACAAGGCUUAUUGUUUCCUUUGUUAUUUGUGUAAUGAUAAACCGAAUGAGAGCCACGGUCAUAGUGCGUUUACUAGUGAAGGCUUUGACAAUUGGAAAAAGGUUAAUGAUAGGGAUAAAUGCCCAUUGUUGAAGCACAUUCAAUCUUCAAAUCAUAAAAAAGCUUUUCUAUUGUAUACGAACUUGUUGAAUCAAGAAGCACACCUUGACAAUUUCAUAGAAACGAAAAAUGAAGGGAAAAUUCGGAAGAACCGGUUAAGAUUAAAAACCAUAAUUGAUGUAGUUCGUUGGUUGACUUACCAAGCUUGUGCCUUACGAGGACAUGAUGAAUCUUCCACAUCUAAGAAUCAAGGUAACUUUCGUGAAUUGCUAAAACUUUUAGCCCAUUAUAAUGAUGAUGUUGCAAAGGUUCUUUUCCAAAAUGCUCCAUAUAAUUGCAAGUAUACGUCUUCUGAUAUUCAACAAGAAAUUCUUAGCAUUAUGGCUAAUAAAGUUCGUAAGCAUAUACGAAGCGAAGUGGGGGAUUCAUGGUUUUGUGUCAUGGUUGAUGAGUCGCGGGAUGAGUCGAAAAAAGAGCAAAUGACGAUAGUUUUAAGAUUUGUUGAUGCUGAAGGAGUGAUACGGGAAAGGUUCUUGGAUUUAGUUCAUGUUACGGAUACUUUAUCAGCGACCUUAAAAGUAAAUUUGUGGAAUACACUAUUGCAUUACGGUUUUGAUGUUAGUAAAAUUCGUGGUCAAGGCUAUGAUGGUGCUAGCAAUAUGAGAGGAGAAUGGAAUGGAUUGCAAGCACUUGUCCGGGAAUAUAGUCCUUAUGCAUAUUAUGUUCACUGCUUUGCUCACAGGUUACAACUUGCCUUGGUUUGUGUCUCAAGAGAUGUGACUCCGGUACACCAAUUCUUCUCAUACCUAGUUUUUAUAAUUAAUGUGGUUUGUGCUUCUAGUAAGCGCCAUGAUGAGUUACAAAUGGCAAAGGCGGAUGAGAUUAAAAAGUUACUAGAAUUGGGUGAAAUCAAAUCGGGAAAAGGACAAAAUCAGGUAGGGACAUUAAGAAGGGCCGGUGAUACACGUUGGGGUUCCCAUUUUAAAUCUGUUUGUAGUUUGGUUAAUAUGUUUGAUGUCACCCGUGCUGUUCUCAAGGGAAUAAUUGAAGACACGGCUCAUGCUACUAGUUCUCAACGUGGAGAUGCUAAUAUAGCUUACGGUUACUUGCAAUCAUUUGAGUUUGUGCUUGUUCUUCACUUGAUGAAAGAAGUGAUGGCAAAAACGGAUACGCUUUGUCAAGCAUUACAAAAGAAAUCCCAAGACAUCCUUAAUGCAAUGGAGUUAGUUUCUGCAACAAAGGCUAGUUUAACUAAUUUUAGAAACAGCGGAUGGGAUUCUUUAUUUGAAAAGGUUCGUUUUUUUUUAUGAAAGGCAUGACAUAGAUAUGCCUGAUAUGAGUGCUCCAUAUACUUCUACUCGGUAUCGGCCUCGUAAAAAAGAUCUUCAUGUUACAUUCGAACAUUAUUAUCGGGUAGAUUUGUUUACAGAGACAUUGGACAAACAACUACAUGAGCUGGAUAGUAGAUUCAAUGAGCAAGCGAUAGAGUUGUUAUCUCUUAGUGCGACUUUAUGUUCAAAAAAGAUUAAUAUUGAUCAGAUUGUUCUUCUUGUUGAGAAAUAUUAUCCUAAAGAUUUUACAGAGCAUGAAAGGGAGCAGUUACGUGGUCAGUUGGAUAAUUUUCAAGUUGAAAGGAUAAAUAAUCCUAAGCUAAGUGGGGUAUCAACUCUAUCUGAACUUUGCAAAACUGUUGUGGAAUGUCAGAAAAAUAACAUGUACAAAUUGGUUGAGAGAGUGUGUCGGCUAAUCUUAACACUUCCAGUUUCAACUGCAACAACUGAAAGAGGAUUUUCAGCAAUGAAAAUAUUUAAGAAUCGCCUUCGCAAUAAGAUGUCCGAUCAGUAUCUAGCAAACAGUAUGGUGAUUUACAUAGAAAAGGAGAUUGCUGAGAACUUUGAUUCGGAGUCCAUAAUUGAAGAAUUCAAAAAUCUUAAAGGAAGACGAGCAGAGCUAUAAUUCUUCAUCCAACUGAACCGGGUACCCACCUUCCUCUUCUUUUUAAUAUUUUGGUGUCUUUAUUCAAUUGUUUCUUAAACAAUGUUUAUGUUUUAAUGUUUGAGAACGGCUUUUAAUUUGAUAUUAAUGUUUGACCCGACCCGAAUCGAAUCACCGACACCCUACCCGACCCGAAUCGAAUCACCGUUGCCCGACCGAACAUAGAAAUUUUUUUUAGGUCUAAUGCCUUCCGACCCCCCGAAAAUUUUUU